UCUCAGGUAAUAAUAAGAUGGCCGACGAUUCGCCGAUCGAGCAAGUGCGACUGACAGUUCCUCCGACGGAUGAUCCGACACUGCAAGUGCUAACUUUUCGCACAUGGCUUGUCGGCAUGCCACUCUGCAUCCUGCAGACGGUGUUGCUCCGAAUUGGCGUUUUCCGGCGGCAGGUGAUUAGCAUAUCAUCCGUUUGUAUCGACAUCAUCCUGCUCAUAGUGGGGAAUCUGUUAGCCAAGGUUCUGCCGGAGAAAUCAGUGAGAAUCCCGGGCACAAGGUGGAGCUUUUCGCUGAAUCCUUGCCCCUUCAAUAUCAAAGAACAUGUCACCACCUCCAUCCUUGUCAACUCAAUUUCGAGUCCCGGCUUUUUAAACAUCAGUAUAGCCAAGAUCUUCUACCAUAGAGAAAUUCAAUUUUGGCCAGCCUUAUUCUUGGUCAUAUCGACUCAGUUCUUGGGGUUUGGAUUUGCCGGUUUGUUCUUAAAAUUUUUAGUGGAUUCACCGUACAUGUGGUGGCCCGGUGUUAUUCCCAGCAUCUCAUUUUACAAAGCAUUACACGAGAAGGAUAAGAGGCCAAAGGGAGAAUUAUCAGUUUUUCAAUUCUUUUUUUUAGUCUCCGUUGCAGCUUUUGCUUACACCAUCAUUCCUUCUUACUUCUUCCCUUCCAUAACGGGCCUCUCCGUUGUGUGCUGGAUAUGGAAGGACUCGAUCACUGCACAGCAAAUUGGCUCUGGGUUUAAUGGGCUCGCCAUCGGAUCACUUUCAUUCGAUUGGUUGACGAUCACGAGCUUCUUAGGGGAUCCUUUGCUUUUUCCUGCAUUUGUGAUACUCAAUAUGUUGGCCGGGUUUAUUAUACUCGCUUACAUCAUUUUACCCUGGUCUUAUUGGAGCAAUGCAUACGAGGCCAGAAAAUAA
Messenger RNA from Zingiber officinale, 914 nucleotides. Its product is annotated as oligopeptide transporter 5-like. The transcript has 3 exons. Gene Ontology annotation, molecular function: oligopeptide transmembrane transporter activity. The record is from RefSeq and is a predicted model, not a curated record. The coding region runs from base 18 to 914 and encodes 298 amino acids. Gene Ontology annotation, biological process: transmembrane transport. NCBI's taxonomy places the organism in Eukaryota, Viridiplantae, Streptophyta, Magnoliopsida, Zingiberales, Zingiberaceae.